UAAUGAUUGAGUUUGGUCAACUUUUGUCUCUAACCUAUCUGAAGAACACAUGUCGGGACCUCAGUGCUGUGAAAACCCGCCGGCUCUUAAUCCGGUCUCCGGGUCGGGUCAUGUGGAGAAGCUGGGUGGGCUUGAUGCUUACAUCUCUGGCUCUCCCGAUUCCUCCAAGUUGUGCGUCAUCCUCAUCUCUGAUGUUUUUGGGUAUGAAGCUACAAACUUGAGGGCGCUUGCGGAUAAGGUUGCAACUUCUGGAUUCUAUGUCGUGGUUCCUGAUUACUUCUACGGAGAUCCUUUUGAUCCUUCUAAUCAAGAGAGACCCAUCCCUCUCUGGCUCAAAGACCAUGGCGCUGAUAAGGGAUUUGAAGACACAAAGCCAGUAAUUGAAGCCUUAAAGAGCAAAGGCAUAACUGCUAUUGGAGCUGCAGGGAUGUGUUGGGGUGCAAAAGUGGUGGUGGAAUUGUCUAAGCAAGAGCUUGUUCAAGCAGCUGUUCUGCUUCAUCCUUCUUUGGUCACGGUCGACGAUAUCAAGGGUGUGAAGGUGCCAAUUGCUAUACUAGGAGCUGAGAUUGAUCAGUUGUCUCCACCUGCGCUCUUGAAGCAAUUUGAGGAGAUUCUUGCUGCCAAACCUGAGGUGAAUAGUUAUGUGAAGAUACACCCUAAAGUAGCACACGGUUGGACAGUUAGGUACAAGACGGAUGACCCAGAGGCGGUUAAAGCUGCAGAAGAAGCUCACAAAGAGAUGCUUGAUUGGUUUGUGACUUACGUUAAAUGAAUGAUCAAAUUGGCUACUACUACUACUAGUAGCAGUAGUGUUUAUAAAUGAAAAAUAAAGAGAGAGACUUAAGUAUGAAACUCUUUGUUGGUGUCUCCACUCACUAUACCUGUUUGGAAGUUGCUAUGUUGUGAGUUUGGUCUAUGAUGCUGAACAUCUAUAGAAAAACGUAUUUUGGCCAAAAAAAAAAUAUCUAUAUAAAUCUGUUUUCAAAUAA
Molecule: messenger RNA, 989 nt
Organism: Raphanus sativus (radish)
Lineage: Eukaryota; Viridiplantae; Streptophyta; Magnoliopsida; Brassicales; Brassicaceae
Product: endo-1,3;1,4-beta-D-glucanase
Exons: 7
Coding region: 50-772 (240 amino acids)
Molecular function (GO): hydrolase activity
Source: RefSeq, a predicted model, not a curated record